Messenger RNA from Psilocybe cubensis, 1626 nucleotides. RefSeq lists its product as uncharacterized. The record is from RefSeq and is a predicted model, not a curated record. Bases 1 to 1626 code for a protein of 541 amino acids. The transcript is spliced from 9 exons. NCBI's taxonomy places the organism in Eukaryota, Fungi, Basidiomycota, Agaricomycetes, Agaricales, Agrocybaceae. Gene Ontology annotation, molecular function: oxidoreductase activity, acting on paired donors, with incorporation or reduction of molecular oxygen; iron ion binding; heme binding.
AUGAACCCCGCUAAUUACCGGGCUAGACUUCUCUGGGACUGCUUUAGGAUAUUUGUGAUACCUGCUUCUGUUCUUUCGAGCGUGCUGUUGCUAUUGGGGUAUCAGCUAGGGCUUCUAUCUAUUCCAACGCACUUGGGAUUCAUUUUGUUAUGGGGAACGCUGAAGAGUCUCUAUGCUGAAUCAAAACAGGAAAAAGAGGCUCGUGCCAUCGGAGCGAAAACGAUCCCCUGUGUCAUCGGGAAAUGGCCAGGGAAUGUCGACGUUCUGUUCAGGAUGGUCAAGGCCUUCAAAAAUAGCUAUGUGCUCGAUGUAUACUUGGAGCUCUUUGAAGAGUACCAAUGCACGACAUUAAACCUUAGAGUGCUGUGGCGGGAUAAUAUCAUAUCCAUGGAUCAAGAGCACGCUAAAUACGUCACCUCAACGGGUUUUUCACAGUUCUGGCGGGGCAUAUCGCAGAAAGAGCGAAUGGAACUUUUUCUUGGUGAAGGAAUAUUCAACCGUGAUGACGAGAAAUGGAAAAUGCAUCGCAACAUGACCAGGCCUUUUUUUUCAAGAGAACGGUUCUCAGAUUUCGAGCUAUUUGAGCGACACUGUGCACGGACUAUAUCCAUCUUAUCGUCAUUGGAAGCAUCGGGUACUGCCUGUGAUGCCCAAGACCUCUAUGGACGGUUCUCCCUGGAUGCUGCGUCAGAGUUUCUUAUGGGAAAAAACUUGGAUACUUUAUCCGCAUCACUCCCAGUCGCGGGGAAAACGGCUAUGGGACCAAAGGGCUCGGCUACCGAGGACCAUUGGGGAUCAUUCACUCGUGCAUUUGAAAUGGCACAGCUAAACAUAACGCAUCGUGGACGGCUUGGAGCGAUCUGGCCACUGUUUGAGCUAUUCAAGGACAAGAAUGAAGAGCACUGCAAGGUGAUACGUGCAUGGAUGGAUCCACUUACCGCCUGUGCUUUGACGUUUCUAACAUAUUUCCUUGCUAUUCACCCGGAUGUUGCAACGAAGAUGCGUGCCGAAAUUCUGGAGUACUGUGGACCGACUUCCCCUCCUACAUUCGACAAUAUUAAACGCAUGAAAUAUAUGCGUGCCGUAAUAAAUGAAACUCUUCGUCUAUUUCCUCCAGUACCGCUCAACGUUCGGGAGACUCGAACAUCAUCAUGUGUUCUCCCUCCAUCAGAUUGCACGUUCUCGACUGGGUCUGGUGAUUCCAAAAGCCCGUUAUAUAUGCCGGCAAAAACGACCAUUCUAUACCUUCCCCUCUUAAUCCAGCGAAACCCUGCUCACUGGGGCGCUGAUGCCGAUGAAUUCAAGCCGGAGAGAUGGAUAGACCCAGAGAGCGUGGCACGUUAUGUCGCAAACCCCACGAUAUUCACGCCCUUCAGUGCUGGCCCUCGCAUAUGCAUAGGCCAGAAUUACGCGUACAAUGAGAUGUCGUACUUCCUUGUCAGACUCUUACAGAAAUUCGAUAAAUUCACACUUUGCCCCGAGUUUCAACCUGAGGGCUCGUUGCCCCCAUUAGAGUGGAAAAACCGCAAAGGGCGCCAAGCGUACGAGCAGAUUUGGCCAAGUGCUGCCCUGACCCUUUAUGUAAAGGGGGGUCUAUGGGUCAAAUUCCAUAGAGCGCGGUCGUGA